AUGCAACGACCCUGCUCUUUUGCCAUUCAUACUCGCUUGCUUUCUUCCUCCCAGCUCGUUGCGGCUCCCACCCUCGUACUUGCAGUUUGCAUCCCACAGCCGCCUGCCUAUUCAUCUUGGUUACCCGACAGGGAUAUUGCCGUUUUGAUUUAUUACCCACACGCCCACUUUCCUACACCACUCCACCCUAUGCUCCAACGGCAUACUCCAUCUCCAGGUCUAAGACUACCACAGCCUAUGUCCGCACAAUACCUUAGUCCCAUUCCGACUUCCUCCAGCUUGACCUUUAACGGUCCAAGCAAGCCCGGACAAGAGGUGUCAUUUCAUUCGCACUGGCUAGAAGUAGAGGGCAUCCAGGCUUAG
Molecule: messenger RNA, 363 nt
Organism: Protopolystoma xenopodis
Lineage: Eukaryota; Metazoa; Platyhelminthes; Monogenea; Polystomatidea; Polystomatidae
Source: the annotation of a GenBank genome assembly